CAUAAAAAUCUGCAGCCAUGAAAGCUAUAAGUCAUUUCCUCCUCUAUCUUUUUUCUCUGGCUACACUUUUGGCUGUUGUCACUGGAACUGCAUCACAACAUGUGCAUCCAAGUCACUAUGCUGCUUCAUUCAACAGGACCCUUUUUCCUUCUGAUUUUCUCUUUGGAAUCGGUUCUUCUGCUUACCAGAUUUUUCAGAUAGAAGGAGCUUCAAAUAUAGAUGGUAGAGGACCAAGUAUAUGGGACACCUUCACUAAACAACAUCCAGAAAAGAUUGGGGACCAUAGCAGUGGUAAUAUUGGAGCUGAUUUUUAUCAUCGAUACAAGAGUGACAUAAAGAUUAUGAAAGAAAUUGGGUUGGACUCAUACAGAUUCUCCAUCUCAUGGUCAAGAAUAUUCCCAAAGGGCAAGGGAGCAGUCAAUCCUAUGGGAGUUAAAUUCUACAAUAAUGUCAUUAAUGAGGUCCUAGCAAAUGGCUUGAUACCCUUUGUAACAUUGUUUCAUUGGGAUCUUCCACAAAGUCUUGAAGAUGAAUACAAGGGAUUUCUAAGUCCUAAAAUAGUGAAGGAUUUUGAAGCCUAUGCUGAUUUUUGCUUCAAGACAUUUGGAGAUAGGGUUAAGCAUUGGGUGACACUUAAUGAGCCUGUUUCCUACACCAUUAAUGGAUACCAUGGAGGCACUUCUCCACCUGCAAGAUGCUCUAAAUAUGUUGGAAAUUGCUCUACUGGUGACUCAACUACAGAACCCUACAUUGUUGCUCAUCACUUUAUACUUUCUCAUGCUGCUGCAGCCAAAUUGUAUAAGGCCAAAUAUCAGGCUCAUCAAAAAGGAAAAAUUGGAAUUACCUUAAUUACUCACUACUAUGAACCAUAUUCCAAUAGUGUUGCCGAUCACAAAGCUGCAAGUAGAGCACUUGACUUUUUAUUUGGAUGGUUUGCUCAUCCAAUUACAUAUGGUCACUAUCCCCAAUCAAUGAUAUCAUCCUUAGGUAACAGACUCCCAAAAUUCACAAAAGAAGAAUAUAAAAUUAUCAAAGGUUCCUAUGAUUUUCUUGGUGUGAAUUAUUACACCACAUAUUAUGCACAAAGCAUUCCACCAACCUAUAUCAACAUGACCUACUUCACUGAUAUGCAAGCAAACCUCAUUCCAAUGAAGAAUGGAGUAACUAUUGGCUCCUCGACGGAUUUGAACUGGCUAUACGUCUAUCCGAAGGGAAUUCAUCAUCUUGUGACACACAUCAAAGAUACAUACAAGAAUCCACCAGUCUACAUUACUGAAAAUGGCAUUGGUCAAUCAAGGAAUGACUCAAUACCAGUCAACGUAGCCCGUAAAGAUGGUAUUAGGAUCAGAUACCAUGAUAGCCAUCUCAAGUUCCUCCUUCAAGCAAUAAAAGAUGGUGCAAAUGUGAAGGGGUACUAUGCAUGGUCAUUUUCCGACAGCUAUGAAUGGGAUGCAGGGUACACAGUACGAUUUGGAAUAAUUUAUGUCGAUUUCGUUAACAAUUUGAAGAGAUAUCCCAAGUACUCUGCUUUUUGGCUGCAAAAGUUCCUUCUCAAGGGAAAACACUAAAUUUGAUGUUCAUUUGGCAUGUCUAAGAUUUUCCAUUGUUGUUUGUCGAAUUUCCAAUGUCACCUUAGUAUAUUACUUGCUUUCAUAUGUAUUGAGAUAAUUGGUGAUACCAAUUAUGUAAUGCUGAAAUGAGUAAGUUAAUAUCAAUAAAUAAAUUGUUGGAACAACUCUCUUCCAUUCUCUA
Medicago truncatula (barrel medic) is the source of this 1752-nucleotide messenger RNA. RefSeq names its product vicianin hydrolase. Gene Ontology annotation, biological process: carbohydrate metabolic process. Lineage: Eukaryota; Viridiplantae; Streptophyta; Magnoliopsida; Fabales; Fabaceae. The coding region runs from base 18 to 1568 and encodes 516 amino acids. Gene Ontology annotation, molecular function: beta-glucosidase activity. The record is from RefSeq and is a predicted model, not a curated record. The transcript is spliced from 13 exons.